Molecule: messenger RNA, 1783 nt
Organism: Hippocampus zosterae (dwarf seahorse)
Lineage: Eukaryota; Metazoa; Chordata; Actinopteri; Syngnathiformes; Syngnathidae
Gene: ppp6c
Product: protein phosphatase 6, catalytic subunit
Exons: 7
Coding region: 84-1001 (305 amino acids)
Biological process (GO): peptidyl-serine dephosphorylation; G1/S transition of mitotic cell cycle
Cellular component (GO): cytoplasm
Molecular function (GO): protein serine/threonine phosphatase activity
Source: RefSeq, a predicted model, not a curated record
UGGCAGGAGAGUGUUUCAUAAAACGCAGAUGGCUCGACCCCCAAAGCUUUGAGGAAGUUGCGCAAGACAACUAGCUAGUCACAAUGGCGCCUCUAGAUCUGGAUAAAUAUGCGGAGAUCGCAAAACAGUGCAAAUACCUUCCAGAAAACGACCUAAAGAGAUUAUGUGACUAUGUGUGUGAUCUUCUGCUGGAGGAGUCUAACGUUCAACCUGUUUCUACUCCAGUAACAGUAUGUGGGGACAUACACGGACAGUUUUAUGAUCUUUGUGAACUAUUUCGAACUGGCGGCCAAGUUCCAGAUACAAAUUACAUAUUUAUGGGAGACUUUGUUGACCGAGGAUACUACAGUUUGGAGACUUUUACCUACUUGCUGGUGCUGAAAGCCAAAUGGCCAGACCGCAUCACUCUUCUGCGUGGAAAUCAUGAGAGCAGACAGAUUACUCAAGUUUACGGCUUUUAUGAUGAGUGCCAGACCAAAUAUGGAAACGCUAAUGCCUGGCGUUAUUGCACCAAAGUGUUUGAUAUGUUAACAGUGGCAGCUCUGAUGGAUGAACAGAUCCUGUGUGUACACGGAGGCCUCUCUCCUGAUAUUAAAACCUUAGACCAAAUUCGGACCAUUGAGCGGAACCAGGAAAUCCCUCACAAAGGAGCCUUUUGUGAUUUGGUUUGGUCUGAUCCGGAAGAUGUGGACACUUGGGCCAUCAGUCCGAGAGGAGCAGGUUGGCUCUUUGGUGCUAAAGUCACAAAUGAGUUUGUCCACAUCAACAAUCUGAAGCUGAUUUGCCGGGCACAUCAACUGGUCCAUGAGGGCUACAAAUUUAUGUUUGAUGAGAAGCUGGUCACGGUGUGGUCAGCUCCCAACUACUGCUAUCGCUGUGGCAACAUCGCCUCCAUUAUGGUCUUCAAAGAUGCUAACACAAGAGAGCCAAAGCUCUUCAGAGCAGUGCCUGAUUCUGAAAGGGUCAUCCCACCUCGGACAACAACACCUUACUUCCUGUAAGAUUAUGAAAUCCAAAACAUUUAGUUGUUGGUUUCUUUUUCUUCAGUGCAAAGACACCCAGGAGAGUGGCGACAGCACUUGUGAGUCUGUAUGACUUUUGUAGUGUAAAUAUAAAGUAUUUACAGUGCCAACUAUUGUUGAUUCCCCCCUCUGUACAUUUAAGCCAUGUAUCUGCAGCUUGAAUCGGAAGCCCUUCACCUCAACCUGGAAGUUUGCGAGAAGCUACAUGUUAUCAACAUAGCUUUCUUCUGCACAUUUAGGUCUAUCCAUUGCAUUAGAGUUUCAAUUACGGAUGGGAACUAGACAUCAAUCUUUAUCUCUUUGUUAUUGUUUAUUGCAGUCCUUUUGAAAUUCUACUCACAAUGUCUUGUCCUUGUUUUCUCUUUACAUUUCUCCAUAUGAAUUGACAAGAACCACAUGAUCUCUGACUGCUCAAACAGCAGCUUGGAUUUUUGAUAUUUCUAUAAUGGAAAAAAAACCAACAGCCAAAUAUGGAAUACUGUACAUUCAUGUACAUGGAAGGUAGAUACUGCUAUGUGAGCUGCUGUUUUAGUAUAAUUGUUUUUAUUUAAUUUUUCACUGAAGCAGUGAUGCGCUAAACUGCCUCACAGACUUGUAACUCCUCACAGACAUUCAGUUCUCACUUGGGGCUUAAAUCACAAAGAUAUUUCACAGCUCAGUAAGCUAGAAUCUGUUUGCUGAGGUCAACUGACCGUUGUAAAAUGUUCAUAUGUGCAGAUCUCUGUUUUACUUUACAAUAAAGAUUUACUCGUCUGAACUAA